CAACAACCUCCCAAGACCAUGACCAAGACCAUUGAAGUCGCGCUCGAGCCGCACGAGCAGCUCGCGACGUUCGCUGCCGGCUGCUUCUGGAGCGUCCAGCUCCAUUUCCAGCGCCUCGACGGCGUCCUCGACUCGCACGUCGGCUACAUCAACGGCAAGAUCGUCAACCCGACGUACCGCCAAGUGUGCGCGGGCGAUUCGGGCCACGCCGAGGCCGUCCAGAUCAAGUUUGACGAAAACAAGAUCUCGUUCAAGCAGCUCGUUGAGAACUUCUUUGCGAUCCACAACCCGACGACGCGCAACCGCCAGAAAAACGACGUCGGCACGCAGUACCGCUCCGGUAUCUACUACCACAGCGACGAGCAGCGCGAGAUCGCCGAGGCCGUCAAGCGCGACGAAGCCGACAAGUUUCCCUCUGAGAUUGUGACCGAGAUCGAACCCGCGGGUACGUUCUACCAUGCCGAAGACUACCACCAGCGCUACCUCGAGAAGGGCGGGCAGUGCGCCCGCGUCGGCUCUACGGACCGCAUUCGCUGCUACGGCUAGCAUUGCUCACGAGCGCCUAUAUAUAAGCUACACUUAUGAAUUAUCCGAUGACAACCUGUCUUCAAAA
Messenger RNA from Saprolegnia diclina VS20, 613 nucleotides. Its product is annotated as peptide-methionine (S)-S-oxide reductase. Gene Ontology annotation, molecular function: peptide-methionine (S)-S-oxide reductase activity. Lineage: Eukaryota; Oomycota; Saprolegniomycetes; Saprolegniales; Saprolegniaceae. The transcript has a single exon. Bases 19 to 546 code for a protein of 175 amino acids. The record is from RefSeq and is a predicted model, not a curated record.